AUGGAAGCUUUGGCGUUGGCGUUCUCGUGGUUGCGACGCGCUCCAAGCGCACAGGCAGAAAGCACACAGGCAAGCACACAGGCCACAGGAUUGAAGAUCCUCCUGGAAAUUCCUGGCGCAGCAGCAUCAGCGCGAUCGGACAAGCAAGCGGAGGAUUUCCCAGCACUGCCCUCGCAGCUCGAGGUCGAGGCAGUGAUCGCCAGCAGUGAUGCAGCAUCAAGUGUUCCAGAGUAUGAUGCACCACCAUUGGAGGAUUUGCAAGAGCCGGCGAUGAGCUUUGUGCGAGAGGUAGUGACUCCAAUCGAGCUGGAGGAUUACUUUGGUUCGUCCUCGGUAGCACCACCCUCACAGCUCGAGGCAGUGAUCACCAGCAGUGACCCAGCACCUAGUGGUCCCGAGUAUGAUCCACCACCAUUACCUGUACUCGAGGAUGAUUUGCAAGAGCCGGAGGCGGUCAUGGUUGGCACUGUGGAUUCAGUUCAGUAUUCUUCUUUUGGUGGCAAGACGACUGGACUCAACGAUGACGACGAUGAAAACCUGAGCUGGGAGGACAUCAAGAGCUUGUUUCGGACCUGGAGUCUGGAUUCACUGCGGUCGCCUCUCCCAUCGCUGGAGCUACCGUCCAAAGCUGAUAUGCACCUAGAGGUGGAGGAACUUAAGCAGCUGAUUGAGACCUGGACUUGGAAGUUACCGGAAACUCUUCGGUCCAUAAAAGCAGAAAUAUGGAGCAGGCUUUUGGACGCGGGCUUGGAGGAGGAUGAGGUGACGUCCCAGGAAUUAUUGGAAGAACUCAAGAACUUUCUGGGGUGGCAUCGAUUCCCAGUGAUCACUUCUCGGCUCCCAGUGAUUACCUCUCGACGGAUGCUACUGGAAGCAGCACCAGCUCCUCCCAUCAGCGAGAAUGGUCCUGUAUUCCACGGGGUGGAUCGCUUCAUAGCUCCACUGAGGCAGAAGUUUGCAGCAGUGCAAGAAGAUGGAGAAGAACAAGGUGGUAUUUCAUCGCCACCGGCUGCAGUCUUCUGGCAGAGCUUGCGAGGCGAUGGGACCAGCACCGUGAGAAAGCCUCCAGACAAGAAUAACGAAGAACUUGUGGCCGAGGAGUCAUCCUACACGGUGCUAAAGUCUCAUCAUGCAGCAGGAUUUCGAAAGUUGAGGCAAGCUGAUAUUUCAUCGACACCAGCUUCAGUCUUUUGGCGGAGCUUGCAAGGCGAUGGCACCAGCACCGUCAGGACGCUUCCAUACAAGAACAGUGCGGCAGCAAUGGCGAAGGAGUCAUCCUACAAGGUGCUAAAGUCUCAUGCAGCAGCAGGAUCAUCUCGAAAGUUACUGGCCAGGAGGGAAAUCGACAGGAGUGGUGACACUAAGAAAGCUAGCAGCAGCAGCAACAGUGGCAGUGCUUCACCAUCGCCACCACCUUCUAUGUGGCGGUGGUUCCCUCGAAGCUUGGACAAGGAUGGUGGGAAGGCCAAGAGGAUCAACACAGAAAAGUUUCAAGAAGUUGAAGAGACUUCAACAUCGACCUCUCAAAGUUUAUUGUAUGACGCCGGUAUGAGCAGCGGCAGUGUCAAUGAUUUCAUCGAGUUAUUUGAAGGAGAGGGCAUUAGCAGCAGCAAUGCCAUCCUGAGCUCGCUGUUGGAAGGCGAAGGCAGGGGCAACAAUGCAGAUCUUCAGCUGGCUUCCUCCAACGAUCUCAACUUACAGGCGACGGCUGUGGCAGCAACCCCGCUGCUUCUUCCAAUCCUUGCCGGGCUGCUGGUGGCGCUGCUCUUCCUCUUCUUCCUCUACCUCUUCUCGGUGAUCAGGAGGUCGUGGAGGAGGAAUAGAAGGCUCCUGCCUCACUGACUUCCAGGCUUGCGAUGGAAAUACAUCAGGAUGUGCAGUGGACAGGAUCAGGUUCUCGCAGGCAUGGCUAGGUACUUGGACCAAAACCUUGAAGGCGGUGGCUUAACACUAUGUGAUUUAAUCGGGAGUGAUGCCUUUUUCAUCGGCUGGAGAGAAGGUGGCUCUCUUUCUGCUGGAAGAGAAAAUGUGGGCGGAGAAAUCUUACAAAACAGAGGUUGCUGGUGGAUUCGGAUCUUGUCGGAUGCAAGCAACACAACUUUCUACACCGUUUGAUGGUGUAAGUGCAAGCUGGGAAGGAAGAUUUAGUGAUAUUUCUAUAUAUACUGAGUGUUUGUAGCAUUUAAACUUUGGUGAUUAGUUUUUUGUUUUCUGCACGAAAAAGUUGCUAAUGAAGACCAGUAACAUGGACGGCA
Selaginella moellendorffii is the source of this 2255-nucleotide messenger RNA. RefSeq lists its product as uncharacterized. NCBI's taxonomy places the organism in Eukaryota, Viridiplantae, Streptophyta, Lycopodiopsida, Selaginellales, Selaginellaceae. The record is from RefSeq and is a predicted model, not a curated record. Bases 1 to 1842 code for a protein of 613 amino acids. The transcript is spliced from 6 exons.